GGCGUCAGGCACAUUCAUCAAUGAUAAUGUCAAUGUCAAAAUGAGCUGAGGUGGACUGAAAAAAAUGUAAACAAAGACUUCAAUUUAAAACAAAAGUCUCAAAUAUUUAAAAUAAAAUGAGCGACUCAUCUAAAUUGUUAGAACACAGUUAUGUGAGUCCUCAAUGUCAAUAUUUCGUUGUAAGAAAGAAGCGUUUAUGCCGCAUGACCGUUAAACCCGGGAGACAUUACUGUGGAGAACACGAACCAGAACCUAAAGCUGAAGAUGGACAGGACGAUACUCGAAUACCAUGCCCCAAUGAUCCUAAACACACCUGCUAUGCACGCAAAUUGGAGAAACACCUCAGCAUAUGCAAUGCUCGGCAGCAUGAGCUGCCUGACUACAUUGUGCACAACAUCAAUGCACCCUCUCCACAGGAGGACUCUUCCCUCAGCCCUCGGCUGCCGCUCUCUCAGAUACCUCUGCAGAAGAUACUGCAAGUUAUUCACAAAGUAAAUGUGCUUUAUGAUACAUAUUUGAAAGACAGUAUAGUUAGCGUCCCCGAGCAACCGAUCCACAGCGCGUUGCUGCAGGAGUUCAGCGAGGCCGGACGCACGGAGAGCUCCCGGCGCCACCUGCGGCAGGUGUCGAGCCUCAUGCACCUCAUGGAGAGCGAGCGACUCGUGGCUGACAACACCGCCUACGUGGAGCUGGGAGCCGGGAAAGGGCAGCUGUCGUACUACGUGUGGCAGGCGUGGGGCGCGACCGGCGCGCGCGACAGUCGCGUGCUGCUCGUGGACCGCGCGGCGCUGCGCCACAAGCGCGACAACAAGCUGCGCGACAGCCAGCAGCUCGCACCCGUCACGCGCCUGCGCGCCGACCUCGCGCACCUGCUGCUGGAGCGCGUGCCCGCCGUGCAGCACUGCGCCGCCGUCGUGGGCUUCGCCAAGCACCUGUGCGGCGUCGCCACGGACCUGGCGCUGCACUGCAUCAGCGCGAGCGGCGUGUGCGGGCGCGUGCGCGGCGUGGUGCUGGCGCCGUGCUGCCACCACCGCUGCGAGCGCGCCGCCUACCCCGCCGCCGUGCUGCAGGACCUAGGAGUAGAUGCUGACGACUUCAAUACGCUGCUGGGCAUAGUGUCUUGGGCCACCUGCGGCGACGGCCGAAGCCGCGACCGACGAAAGCGAGACACGAACGGCAGCAACGGACCACACAAUGCUGAUAGCAAUGAUGCCAGUGGAACACACAACACUGACAAACAUGAAGCUGAAGAAGCACAUAAUACUGAAGACAGUGAAGCCAAUGAAUUACACGAUACUGAUAAACUGGAAGCUAAAGAAAUACACAAUAUUGACUCCAGUGAAGCCAGUGGUACACAGGAUCAUAUCAAAUCCGAUGUGCUGGCUCCCGACGAGAUCGCCGAAGAGCUGGGCUCCAAGCACGUAGCGCUGGAGCGCGAGCAGCGCGCGGCGGUGGGGCGGCGCGCCAAGGCGCUGCUGGACUGGGGCCGCGUGCUGCAGCUGCGCGCGCGCGGCUUCCAGGCGCGGCUGGUGCACUACGUGCCCGCCGGCGUCUCGCUGGAGAACGUCUGCAUAGUGGCCACUAAACCUAUCUAACUGAUGACACUAUUAAAUAAGACAAUCCAGAACUGCUAUUUUGGUUUGAUCUGUGUAUAGCUUUUUAUUAAGUCAGUCACGAAAACAUUUUCAUAGGUGUCCCUCAGGGUUCAUUUAUAGGCCCCUUUUUGUUUUUCGUCUAUCUAUAUGAUUUAAUUUACCAUAGCUGUACUUGUAAAUGGGAUCAGUUAUUUUUAAAAACUAACCAAAACAAAUAAUUACUGACAUAGCAGUUUUCAAUUAUUAAUUUGUUUGCAUUUGACACUUUCUGAUCCCUCACUGUCACAGUUCUCUGUUGACGCAACACGGAACAUAUCACGUACCUACCUUAGUCGCCGAGAAUCAAUAAAAGAUUAAAAAAUUGUAAUAUAACAGAUGUUAUUUUGUUAUUAGGUUUACUAAUUGUAAAUAAAACAAGUUGAGCAAAUA
Messenger RNA from Bicyclus anynana (squinting bush brown), 2024 nucleotides. Its product is annotated as tRNA:m(4)X modification enzyme TRM13 homolog. NCBI's taxonomy places the organism in Eukaryota, Metazoa, Arthropoda, Insecta, Lepidoptera, Nymphalidae. The record is from RefSeq and is a predicted model, not a curated record. Bases 117 to 1595 code for a protein of 492 amino acids. Gene Ontology annotation, biological process: tRNA methylation. The transcript has 7 exons.